AUGUUCUCACAGCAAUCCAGUAGCUCUCUUUCCUCUGAAGAGCAAGAGCUAUCGCAAACUCCUCGCCCCUCUCCUCGGCGCAAAGAUCCCGCCCGAAAGCGGUUGCAAUCUUUCAACUCGAACGCUUCGCCUUCAUCUUCUGCCGCUCAAAGCUCCAAGCUUCCAGCCUCCAGUCCGCUCACUGAGCUUACUCAGAGCACACAGGAAAAGCCUCAGCGGGGUUUGAAGCGCAUGCAAGCGGGUGUCACGACUUGUUGGAGCAGCAGAGAGUUACCUAAACACGCGGCUGCUUUGUUCGAUGAUGCUGUAGCGGAGGAGCAGCAUGACGCUGCGCUGCACUACCUCAAGUCCCUACAGACUCCCAUUUGGCAACCUUGCACGCGACAUAUUACCUAUCUGCUGGAUCUAUCGCUCAGAGGUCUGGAAGAAGGACGAGCAGAGAUCAAGUCUGGAAUGCCUGUUACUUCCGCCAAUCUCAAGCUGGACGCCGCAGUCGUUCAAAGCGACGAAAGUGUGCUUGAAGCUACUGCUUUGCUGAGACAGAUUGCGAUUCGAUAUGGGUCUUCAUCAGUGCUCAAGGCUUUUCCGGCCAGGACGGGAAUGCAUGAAGAGACGGAAGAGGAAAGGUUGGCAUUCGCCACUCCGAAGAAUUUGCGAGGCGCGAACAACAUCUGGAGCGUCGUCAAGGCGGCUGGGCCUCGAUGUAAGAUGGCAGAAGAGCAUGACAGCAAGCGCCUGAAGACCGAUCGCCACGCUGACGCCCGUGAUCUGAAGAUGGAAGCAGUCUGGAGGAAUGCUCGACUGAUGUUGGAUUUGUGGCGCUUGGAACGCUCAGAAGCGCUAUCUGCAUCCUCAUCAAGCGCUCGCGAUGACGACCGUGCCGCAAGCGCUUCACAUCUCUCGCGCCAGUUCCCGCUGCAAAAAGCCCCGUCACGCUCUGGCCGAUUGCGAUUGGACCUUGACGAGGGAUGCGAAGAGGUCGGCGAUGCGCUGGAUUUCGUCAUGAAUGGACUGGCCGACGAGCCGCUAGGAGAUUGCCAGAUCGGAAAAGUGGGCACCAGCGAAGAAGCUCGGCUAGAGACCGCUGUUGGGAUGCUGGACGAGGUGCGCGAGGCUCUGUGGACCGCGCUAGCCGAUAGCAUACAAGCUGACCCCUUUGAUCCUUUAGCUGUUUCAUCUCGCCCACCACAGAGUGCUUUCGAAGUCGGCCCUUGUUCGAGGCAUUGCGCAGCGCUUAGAGAUGGUGUCAAUUAGGGGCAUCCGAUCCAUUCACGAAGUGAGCUGUCCCGCAUUUAUGCAACGAUUUCUUCGUCCAGCCGGACCUGAUCAUGUGACCUUGCUGCUUGUCACAGUACCUCGUCCGGUCCGAGGAGUCGGCGGUGCCGCUUGCUCUUGCUUUUGCUCAACAUUUGCACAGUGAAAGCUACGAACGAGGGGAAAAUUGGCCAAGCGCUAGCGCGAGGCAAAGUCAAAGGGCACAAUCGAGUAUGAUCGAUGAUCUCGUCUCACGACUACCUGACAGUCAUGACGGCUUGCUCUACAUAGAUCCAGGAGAGCCUCUACUAGAUUUGCAUCUCACUAGCGGGAUCAUUGACGAAGUCGAAAAUGCGAAAGGCAAGUUGAGGAAGGAGCUGCGAGCGCUCGAAGAUCGUUGGACCGAGGAUGUAGAUGAGGAAGACGAGGAAGACAAGCAAAGUCGACCGCUCAGACGCACGACCAAAAAGCCAGAGGACAUAUUCUGGUCUUCGGGAGAAGAAGGACGAAGAGCAAUAGUCAUCACCUUGUGGAUGAGACUUGCGGAGUUGCAAGCCUAUCUCAGGAACGGCCACAUCUUCGCCUUCAUUCUCACCGUUUUGAGCUCGCAUAUUAAUCCGAGCAUGAACGAUGCCAAGCGAAAGCGUUUGGCGGCGCUCUGCCGCACAUUGGUCGAGACACUAAACGCUGGAGCAAAAAGCACGAGCAGGCGUGCGAAGGCCAUUCAGCAAGACAUGGACCACUUUCAAGCUAGCAGGAAGCCCAGGCAAGGAAGUCAUUCAUCCCCAGAGACGAUGGAGAUGGAGAAGAUUGUAUACCGCAUUAAGGAGGUCUCCGCCGCACUGAACAGUCUUGCGUUUGCUGGCAGGACGAUGAACGAGCUUCGCCAAGCGACGCCCGACGAGCGUUAG
Ceraceosorus bombacis is the source of this 2165-nucleotide messenger RNA. The record is from the annotation of a GenBank genome assembly. NCBI's taxonomy places the organism in Eukaryota, Fungi, Basidiomycota, Exobasidiomycetes, Ceraceosorales, Ceraceosoraceae.